Pygocentrus nattereri (red-bellied piranha) is the source of this 2587-nucleotide messenger RNA. It is a transcript of the gene tsga10, whose product is annotated as testis specific, 10. The record is from RefSeq and is a predicted model, not a curated record. The transcript is spliced from 20 exons. NCBI's taxonomy places the organism in Eukaryota, Metazoa, Chordata, Actinopteri, Characiformes, Serrasalmidae. Bases 228 to 2360 code for a protein of 710 amino acids.
AAACGGGGUAAACUAGUUAGUGCUAAAUGGGCUUUUAAAUGGGCAGUUCCAGCUCUGUGUGUGGUCACAGGACGCUGCCCCCAGGACACUGUUGGCUGGCUGUUUUGCUUGGUGGACUGAGGGUGUUCAGAGCACAACCAGAAGGGGGAGACAAAGGACUACUUACUGUCAAAGCUGGAGUCUGAGGAGAGCAGGAGAGGGGCCACUACAGACCAGAGGCUGAGAGGAUGAAGAGCACGCUGAAGUCCCGCCGAUCAGUCAGCCCCACCAGGGCAAACUCCACCAGCCGCAGCCCCACUAGACAAUCCCCUGUCAAGGGGGGUACCUAUGACUCAGAGCUGAUGAGGGUGUUGAGGGAGAGGGAUGAGUUGCAGAACAUGCUGGAUAAAUACGAACGUCACCUCUCUGAGAUCCAGGCCAAUGUCCGAGUGCUCACAGCUGAUCGGGACAAGACCAGGAUGCAUUAUCAGCAGGCUCAGGAGGAGAUAGCAGACCUGCGGCGUAUGGUGAUGAGGUCAAAGACAUCACGAGGACCCAAGUGUACCGUGACGGCUCAGAGCAUCCUCAAGCGUGUGGAGGCAGAGAGAGACGAGGCCAUGACUGACCUGCACCGCAUGACUACUGAGAGAGACAGCCUGAGAGAGAGACUCAAGAUCUCUCAAGAGACGGCUAUAAGUGAGAGAGCUCACCUGGAGCAGAGCGUAGAGGACCUGCAGAAUGCCGUACUGACACUGGAGCAGGAACGAGCAGAGCAGAAGAGCAGGCAGGCUCAGAUGAGGGAAGCGAUGAUGGGACUGGAGGAGGAAGUACACACACUGGGCAGAAAAUUGACUGCUGGUGAAGAUGAACUCAACCGCCUCAAGAAUGAAUGCACUAUGUUGAGGUUGUCCAGCAGUCAUGCAGAGAGUGCACUGAGUGAGACCCAGCGGCGACUGACCAGCAGGAUCGGAGAGCUUCAAAACAUUCAGGAGAAAAACAAACAGCUGGAUGAGAGGAAUGAUGUUUUGAUGAAGGAGGCAAAUAGUCUAAAAGAAGAACUGAGGGCAUUACAGGACACUGUUUCUGAACUUGACCAGCACCGAGACAGACUGCAGGAACAGCUGGAGAAAAAAAGUGACCUUCUCUGCUCUGCUAACAAACAGCUAGAUGACAAGGAAAACAUCAUCCACACUCUGAAGCUACAGAUCGAAGACCUUGAGACCACCAUAGAAAUCUUAUCUUCACCAUCGAGAGCUGUGAAAGAGAUGGCAGUCAACAGGGAGCGAGAACUGGAUGUUGUGAGGAGGAAGCUGUUGGACUCAGGAGACGAGCUGGCCUCUGUGCUGAAGGUCAAAGACGUCACACUGCGAGAGAACACCCAGCUCAGAGAUGAGCUGGACCGAGCACGACUCAACAAUCAGGCUUUGCAGCUCAAAAUGGAUGAGGCAGUUCAAGAGGUAGAGGACUUGCAGAAGAAAGUGGAGAGCUAUCAGUCUGACAUUGCUCGGAUUGAAGAUCUCCUGUCUUCAAAGGAGCGUGAGUGCAAGGAGCUGCAGGAGUGUCAGCGGCGGGUGCGCGUGCAGGCCGAGAGUUGGGAAGAGCAGGCAAGACAGGCGGAGAGCAGCAUCACUGACCUGCAGCUGCAGCUCCGCACCUCAGACUCAGAGAAACGCAGACUCAAAGACAGAGUGGAGAGCCUGGAGAACAGCCUGCAUGAGGCGCAUAGUACUGAGCGGAGCUGCAGUGCUGAUCUGGUGCAGCUGAAGGAGGAGUUGCGGCGGGUGCAGGACGAGUGCUCACAUGUACACCAUGACCUGGAGAAGACCAAGGAGCUCUGUGUCAAACUGGACACCAGCAAAGAAGCGCUUCAGCAGGAACUGGAGGAAUGUCAUCCUGAGCUGGAGCUCCUGAGGAAGCAGCUGAUCAGUGAACGUGCUUCGGCGCGCAGUUUGGAGGCCAUGCUGAUCAGCACAAGGGAGAAGGAACUGCAGAGACAGCUCAGCUCUCAGGAGAGACUGACUGAGAUCCAGCUGCUCAGAGACAAGCUUACUGUGGCUGACAGCAAGGCAAGCACUCAGAGCAGAGAGAUGGCUCAGUUAAGGACUCGAUCAGCACAGCUGGAGGCUGACCUGGAGGCCACCAGAAGGCAACUGUCCACUGAGCGCUUUGAGAGGGAGCGUGCAGCACAGGAGCUGCGCAGGCUUGGCCUCUCCUCAUCUUUGCGCUCUCCGCUCCUCUCCUCUACUCUGCGUUCUUCUUCUCCCUCUCGCCAUUCCCUCAGCCCUCACACGUCCUGGUCCCCCCUCCACACCUCACCAGACCACCUGCCACCUGAACGCUCACCUGACAGGAGUGUAAUGUUUAGAGAUGUGUAUGACUAAGCAGGAUGAUGCUGGAUUCUCUCCUUUCGAGACACACAUCAAAUCUACUGUGACACCACUGGCCAUCUGCUGUAUUAAAUAAAUAAUCGUAACUCCGUUUGAAGUGUUAUCACUCUGUCCUUGAGCCACUGAAACUAUUUAAUGAUUGAAAUUUAAAAUGAAAACAUUUAAUGAUUGAAAUUUAAGGAUUGAAAAUUGUUUUGCUUAGAUGGUGCUACACUUUUAUA